AUGCUCCACUUCUAUCACAGCUUGGUUGUGGUAGUCACGGGCGGGAACUCAGGCAUUGGUCAGAAGACCGCGCAAACCUUUGCCUUAUUUGGUGCGAAGGUAAUUCUACCAUGCCGUACCAUGGACAAGGCCAAUAAAGCCAAAGAAGAGAUUGAACUGUACUGUGCAGAUAAGGGUGUGAUCGCCACUGUGGUUCCUAUGGUGAUGGAUCUCAACGAUCUCACCACCGUCCAGAAGUUCAGUACUGAAUUGGCUGGAGUAGUAGACCAUGUGGAUAUACUAAUGUGUAACGCGGGCAUUAUGGCUCUCCGUGAACGCACUGAGACGGUUCAACUAUUUGAAGCGCAGAUUGGUGUAAAUCAUCUUGGCCACUUCGCCCUAUUCCGAAAUCUAAUCGGGUUGUUGAAGAAAGCUCCCGGGGGUUCACAUGUUGUGGCGGUGUCAUCUAUUGCACACUAUUGCGCUAAGAAUACGGAUUGGAUCUAUUAUCCAAAAUUAGAACUUGCCGAAUAUGAACCAUGGGAAGGGUAUGGUAUUGCAAAGAUGUCUAAUGUGCUAUUCGCAAAGGAACUGGACGAGAGAUACGCACAAGAUGGUAUCAGAGGCUUCUCUCUACAUCCCGGAGGCAUCCACACUAAUCUACAAUCGCAUGUACGCAUCGGUACCAAGAUAUUCUGGGCCACUGUGACGCCAUUCGUGUUCAAAAACCAGGAUCAAGGUGCCGCAACAUCGGUUUUCUGUGCAGUGAGCCCUAAGGCGAUGGAACACUCUGGAGAAUACUUCUCAGAUUGCAACGUAGCAAAGAACACAUACGAAGAUUGGAUGAACGAUACGGCUUUGAGGGAGAAGCUGUGGCAAACAUCCGAACAGCUCACGGAAGAGUUUGUCAAUAGCGAGUAAUACCUGUUGUCCCUAACAAUGUUA
Molecule: messenger RNA, 924 nt
Organism: Sphaeroforma arctica JP610
Lineage: Eukaryota; Ichthyosporea; Ichthyophonida
Exons: 4
Coding region: 1-900 (299 amino acids)
Source: RefSeq, a predicted model, not a curated record